Molecule: messenger RNA, 2648 nt
Organism: Symphalangus syndactylus (siamang)
Lineage: Eukaryota; Metazoa; Chordata; Mammalia; Primates; Hylobatidae
Gene: ZNF621
Product: zinc finger protein 621
Biological process (GO): regulation of transcription by RNA polymerase II
Cellular component (GO): nucleus
Molecular function (GO): DNA-binding transcription activator activity, RNA polymerase II-specific; RNA polymerase II cis-regulatory region sequence-specific DNA binding
Source: RefSeq, a predicted model, not a curated record
CGGGGCGGGUCUGGCCGCGGGGCGACCGAGAUGGCGGCCUCCGGGGGCCUAGAGGGACCCUGGGCGUGCACUCGCCCUUCCGGCUCGGACAUUAGUUAGUGACCAGCUCCUCGGUGUUCCGCAGAGCGUGGGUUUCAGCGAGUUCUACGUGCCAGGUCCGCCCGGUGCCGGCUUCCUCGCUGCCCCUGGCGGCUCGUCAGCCCCCACUUUCCCUGAACUUGGUCCCAAUGGCGGCCCGCCCCUCCUUCACCCGGACCGUGGGCAUCUGGGCCUCGCCGAAGCCGCCAAGGUGGUUGCUCGGGCUUCUAGAGCCUGAGUCCAGCCCUUUGCCACCGAGGCCUGAUCCUCUUUUCUGCCCUAAAGAACUUGCCCUGACAGCCUCUCGCUCCCGAUCCUGAGGAUCUUGCUUGUCCAAAGCCAGAAGACAGUGCAUGAAGCCAGGGGACAUCCGCCAUGCUCCAAACAACUUGGCCUCAGGUCCCUCCCACAACACGUGGGAAUUCAAGAUGAGAUUUGGGUGGGGACACAGCCAAACCAUAUCACAGGAUGUUUUGGGGAUUCUAGUAGCCCUUGGGUUUGAUGACUUCAGAGGAGAGUUUCGCAAUCACCAGCCUCCAGAAGUACUGGUAGCAUUUCCAUUCCCCAAACCUGCUCUGAUCUACCACCUGGAGAGAGGGGAAGCACCAUGGGGCCCAGAUCCCUGGGACACUGAGAUUCCGAGAGGCAUCAGUCAAGGUGGUGAGUCCUGGAUCAAAAAUGAAGGGCCAGUUAUAAAGCAGGAAGCCUCUGAAGAAAUGGAGUUGCACAGAAUGCCAGUAGGAGGACUUCUCAGGAAUGUUUCUCAGCACUUUGAUUUUAAAAGAAAGGCACUGAAGCAGACUUUCAAUCUAAAUCCAAAUCUGAUACUUCGAGGUGGAAUGAAGUUCUAUGAAUGUAAAGAAUGUGGGAAAAUCUUCCGAUAUAACUCAAAGCUUAUUCGGCAUCAGAUGAGUCAUACUGGGGAAAAGCCCUUUAAGUGUAAGGAGUGUGGCAAAGCUUUCAAGUCCAGCUAUGACUGUAUUGUACAUGAGAAAAACCACAUUGGAGAAGGGCCCUAUGAAUGUAAGGAGUGUGGCAAAGGUUUGAGUUCCAACACAGCCUUGACUCAACAUCAGAGGAUCCACACUGGAGAGAAACCCUAUGAAUGUAAAGAGUGUGGAAAGGCUUUCCGUAGGAGUGCAGCAUACCUGCAGCAUCAGAGAUUACACACAGGAGAGAAACUCUAUAAAUGUGAGGAAUGUUGGAAAGCUUUCGGUUGUAGGUCACUUUUUAUUGUCCAUCAGAGAAUUCAUACUGGGGAGAAACCUUACCAAUGUAAGGAGUGUGGCAAAGCCUUCACCCAGAAAAUAGCCUCCAUUCAGCAUCAGAGAGUUCACACUGGGGAGAAGCCUUAUGAAUGUAAGGUGUGUGGGAAAGCCUUCAAAUGGUAUGGAAGUUUUGUUCAGCAUCAGAAAUUGCACCCUGUGGAGAAGAAGUCAGUCAAGGUCCUUGGGCCAUCCCUGGUCAGUCCCCAGUGCCCCUCUCCAGCCUUACCUCCUGUUCUUCUCCAGGGAUCUUGUUCUGCUCCAGCCGUGGCUGUGCCUUCACUGACCGUUCCACAUGCUGUGCUCGUUCCUACCUCUGGGAAUUUGUUCAUGCUGCUGCCUACAUCUGGAAUACCUUCUUCAUCUGCCCAAAUAGUGCGUGUCUUCCAGAGUCUUACUCCCACUGUGAAACCUUCCCCAGUUAUUCUCACCCCUUCUUCUCACUCCUCAUGAGCUUUAUCUUGUCAGUCUUAUGGCUCUUAUGCCUGGCAAAUCUCCACCCUAAUUUUAUAUAUUUUUUUGAGACAGGGUCUUGCUCUGUCACCCAGGCUGGAGUGCGGUGGUGUGAUCUUGGCUGACUGCAACCUCCCCCUCUUGGGUUCAAGCGAUUCUCCUCCUUCAGACUCUCGAAUAGCUGGGAUUACAGGCACGCCUCACCACGCCCAGCUAAUUUUUGUAUUUUUAGAAGAGAUGGGGUUUUGCCAUGUUGGCCAGGCUGGUCUCAAACACCUGACCUCAAGUGAUCCACCUGCCUUGGCCCCCCAAAGUGCUGGGAUUACAGGAGUGAGCCACUGUGCCCAGCCUCCAACCUAAUUUGAGUUUCAUUUGUAUUUUUUUCCUCACCUUACAUGUGUUACAGCUGUUUCAACAUAAACUCCAUUAUAAUCUAUAUACAUUUAAAGACCAUGUUUACAUAAUCUCUUCUGUAGAAAAUGGAAAUACUUAACCUUUGCAUUGGUCCCUUUCAGGCUUGAACAACAGUGGCUAUAUCUGCAUCGUGGGGUUGCUGGUGGUAGAACACGUUGGUGUUAGGAAACUUUGGAAAAGAGGAUAUCCCUGUAUUAGGCCAUUAUGAUUAGAGAUAAGCAGCCUGGGAGAAACAUAAAAGACCUGUGGCUACUGGUAGAGAAUUGGAAUAAGCUUCCAACAAUGGACUGUAGAGAUUAAGGGAGAUUGUUUAGUGGGCCCAUGGCUAGGUGGGGUAUCAAUACAGUUGAAGUUAUGUUGCCCUUGGCACAGAUCUUUGAGAAUCUCAUGCAGCUAUGCAAAAGAUAAUGUGAAAUAAACAGUAAAAAAAAAAAAAAA